This is a messenger RNA of Hyaloscypha bicolor E, 970 nucleotides long. RefSeq names its product tricarboxylate transport protein, mitochondrial precursor. The record is from RefSeq and is a predicted model, not a curated record. The transcript is spliced from 3 exons. NCBI's taxonomy places the organism in Eukaryota, Fungi, Ascomycota, Leotiomycetes, Helotiales, Hyaloscyphaceae. Gene Ontology annotation, biological process: mitochondrial citrate transmembrane transport. Bases 1 to 897 code for a protein of 298 amino acids.
AUGAUACCUGCUCUAAACAAUCCUGGAUUUGUCACUAACAAUCUUCAGAAACAACAAAUAAGCCCAGUGCUAUCAUUGUUUGCUGGCGGCGUUGCAGGUGGAGUAGAGGCAGCAACAACCUAUCCAUUCGAAUUUGCCAAAACUCGUAGCCAGCUUGCAUCUAAGGCUCCAGGCCAAACACCGAUAUGGCAUAUGGUAAGGAAUGUACUAAGGACUGAGAGGAUCUCGGGUCUCUAUACUGGAUGCUCGACCCUCGUGGUGGGAACAGCAUUCAAAGCCGGUGUCCGCUUCCUAACCUUUGAUACCAUCAAGAAUGCCCUUGCCGACGAGAAUGGCAAGAUAUCUGGGGGACGCGCCAUCCUGGCUGGAAGCUUAGCAGGGUGCGCCGAAAGCAUCCUCGCCGUAACCCCAACGGAGCGUCUGAAGACGGCGCUCAUCGAUGAUGCAAACAACCAGAAACGAUUCAAGGGAAGUUUCCACGCACUCCGCAUCUUGGUAGCAGAGAGGGGCAUUGGGAAUCUCUAUAGGGGGUUAGUUUCGACAACGAUGAAACAAUCUGCGACUUCAGCUGUCCGCAUGGGAUCCUACACAAUCCUGCGGGGGAUGUCGCAAACGCACAGUGUGCCCCAGAAUACCUUGGCGACUUUCCUUAUGGGCGCCACAGCAGGCACAAUCACUGUCUAUGCGACCCAACCGUUUGAUACGGUCAAGACUCGAGCUCAGAGUGCUGCUGGAGCAGGGACUAUUGAAGCGAUGAAGAGCGUGCUGAGAGACAAGGGGCUAUUCGGGUUCUGGGCUGGAAGCACGAUGAGGUUGGGAAGAUUGGUGUUAAGUGGAGGGAUUGUAUUUUCAGUGUAUGAAAAUAUUGUCCGUGUCUGUAAUAGUGCGGGGUACUAAUAGAAGACCAAUAUACCAUCUAAAUCGCUGGGGUUGGGGUCUUUCGAGUGGUCUAGAACAAGGUAAAGACUGG